AUGCAUCUCCUCGGAAGCAUCUUGGCUUCUGCCAUUUUGGUCGCGGCCCAGAGCUCAUCCCUCAUCCCCACUUCUUCGUCGUCUUCGGCGGUCCCAUCUAGCUCCGGUUCUGCAGAGGCCUGCGCAAGGAUUGCCAAAAUUACCGAGAACGCCAACCAUGUCCCCGCUAAAGUCGCCCAUGACUGUUUGACCUCCGUUCCAGUAGCCGUUGAGGAAAAUGAGGCCUUGAUCGACCAGCUUAAGCUCAUGUGGGAAUGGCAUUCGGAGACGGGCUGGUUGAAAAACACCCCCAAGACGUGGGACCGAGGCUCGUUAGACCUCAUUGGCGAGUUAGACAAGAUCAAGAACAACCUCAGCGACUAUGACAGCGAAUAUGAUGUACACCUUGCCAUCCUGAAGUUGAGCAUCGACACCGGCAACUACCACUUCUUGUUCGGGUCCGACAUCCUCAGCGUCUUCCUCUUCGAGCGCGGCGUUGCAAUGACGACCAUCUCUGACGACGGAUUGAAGGUGCCUAAUACAUAUGUGGCCGGUGAUAUCAUCGCCCAGCAUGCUGACGACGACGUUUCCAUCUCCCCAAUUACUAAGAUCAAUGGCCAGGACGUGCAAGAGUACCUGGAAAAGAUCGCCGAUUGGGAGCAAUACACCAACCUGGACGCCCGUUAUAAUAGCCUUCUGUUCCGGAAAGGUAAUAAGGGCUCUUUUGUCUCUCCCGCCCAGGUGUUCUACGGCGUCUAUGACAACGCAGCCACCACAGUCACCUUCAAGAAUGGUACCACGCGCAGGUACAGCAAUAUUGCCAGUAUAUCCUCGGCUGCCGAAGGCAUUGACUGGAGCGACGUCACCGAUGGCAAGAGCCUCUUCAAGGUCCUGUCCAAGCUCAAGACUGCGGCCUACAAGCCGGAUACUUCCUCGGCUGCGCGGAAGGCUGCACUCCACCUGUCUCGGAGGACAUUGGUCCCCCGAGACUAUAGUAACUAUCCAAAGCCCGUGGUGAACCACAGCGACGCCAUGAUGGCCGGGUAUUUUAUGGAUACGGUCGACGAUGUUGCGGUUCUCCAGAUCAGUAGCUUUGACACAUCCUCUGCCGAUAACGCGACGAAAUCCUCGCACGAGUUUCAAAACUUGGUCAAAAAGUUCCUGAACAAGUCUCAGGACGAAGGUAAGAAAAAGCUCAUUCUAGAUCUCCGAGGUAAUGGAGGAGGCGACGUUGAUCUUCUGCUCGACACUUUCAUGCAGCUCUUCCCCGCCGAGACGCCUUUCAGCGCCCAGCGGUAUCGGGCACAGGAUGGAUAUAAGAGGGUUGGCGAUGCUCUCAAUGAGAUCAAGAUGAACGAUACGGCAUACAAAGAGUUCAUGUCGAACUGGUAUGAAGACAUUGCGACCACUCACUGGGACUACGAGGACUAUGUCGACGUCAAUGGCAACAACAUUCCCGAUUGGGGGACUUGGUUCGGGCCCUUCACAUACAACGAAGACAACUUUACGCUCACCUCGCGCUAUAACAUGUCCAACAGCAACAGAGAGAGUAUUCUGGACGAGGGCUUCAACUUCGAGAAUCCCCCAUCUGGACCGCCCAUCUUCGAGCCCAAAAACAUGGUCAUGCUUAUGGAUGGCCUCUGUGGGUCAUCCUGCGCUUCCUUCCACGAAGAGCUGAAGAAUGUUGCGGGCGUCAAAUCUGUUGUGGUGGGCGGUCGCGCUAAGGAGGGCCCCAUGCAGGCUCUCGGGGGCACCAAGGGUGGCACCAUCCUGUCAUUCGGUCAAAUGUCGGGAACCAUCGCAGGCAUGAUGAAUGCGACUGAAGCGUUGGGCAUCAAGGGCUUCGAAACCCCCGAGCUGAAGACACUCGCCAACCCGGAGGUCCUACUUCGCCGCGCCGGCCAGGAUGGACAAAUCCAGAUCCAAGACCAGGUGCGAAAGGGCGACUCAUCUGAGUCCACGCUGCAGUACACGUAUGAGGACGCCGAUUGCCGCAUUUUCUGGACUACCAAGACACUGCUCGAGCCGCAAGCCUUGUGGGCCGCCGCUUGGGCGGCGCACACGGAUGACAGCAAGUGUGUCAAUGGCUCCACGAAACAGCCCUCCAGUAUCAGUGGUGGCUUCAAGCCUUUUGGAGCCGGCGCCCUCAAUGGAUCCAUAGAACAGGAUGAGACGGCAACGGCAACGUCAGCCAGCAGCCUGACUCGCAAUUCUUCUCUUAUUGCCUACGUCGCUACCACCCUCCUGAGCUUCCUCAUAUUCCUAUGA
Aspergillus chevalieri is the source of this 2247-nucleotide messenger RNA. Its product is annotated as peptidase S41 family protein. Gene Ontology annotation, biological process: proteolysis. Gene Ontology annotation, molecular function: serine-type peptidase activity. The record is from RefSeq and is a predicted model, not a curated record. Lineage: Eukaryota; Fungi; Ascomycota; Eurotiomycetes; Eurotiales; Aspergillaceae. Bases 1 to 2247 code for a protein of 748 amino acids. The transcript is spliced from 3 exons.